UGUAGAUUCAGUCCCUCAUUUUUCGAUUUGUUUCCAACUUAUUUGAUAUGGCGAGAAUCAAGAAAAAAUGCUUCAGAAUUCCUUCAAAAUUUCCACAAAUAAAAAUAUGAGAACAAGCAGGUUUUACUGAUGUUUCAAAAAUUCUAGUCAGUUUUUUCGUUCGCUGGACACCCAGUAUAUUUGUGCGUGUACGUAACGUGUAAAGAUGAUGAAGGCGUGAGACGCUUACGCGUGAAUGCACUUUAGAAUUGCGUGCGACCAACUUCGUAUAAGUAUAACGAACUUACUCACAGAUACCUAGGCAUUAUUUUGCUUUGCUUUGUAAGUUGCUGCAGCGUAGAAAGUUUUUAAAAAAAUUAAAAAUUAGCUGCAGAAAGUUGACAGUAUGCGUGAAUGGAAAAUAAAUUUUUCCGCGUUUCAUUUGCCUCUGCGGUAUAUCUUAUCGAUUGAGAAAUAAAAAACAGACGAAUGUGGAUAAAAUCACGUUUGAUCGACGACCCCGAAAUUAUGAAGUAACCUAGUAAUUUGAAAUUUUUUAAAACGCCCCCAGGAAUCACGGUUGUAAAUUUUGUAAAGUAGUUCUGAUCUAUACCAUUCUGAAAAAAAUGCAGCAGGAAACGAAGAGAAAAAAAAUUAAGUCCAAAAAAAUAACGAGUCUUGAUGAGAAGCAGAGCAGAAAUUCGAUCAGAUCCGAUAACCUGCACGUCGCUUUGACGCCUUCUACUUUCCGAAAAUUCCAAACUUCUGAUUCUAGGCCUUCGACCGCGAAGUCCGCGAGAUCGGUAGUGGUGGCGAAAGAGAAGAAUAAAAAAUUCAUGGAAAACCGGAAAUUCGGUAUCUCUUCGACGCCGCCUUCCGAUUAUGUCCCGAAGAACGUGGCAGUUCAUUUUACAAGUUUUUAUGAAAAUCAGGAUCGUCGGAUCGGUGGUUCACUGCCGCAUAGCGCCGAUGAAAAACAGACUGGACUGGUAGACGCGAAGAUAAAUUCUCCGCCGAAAAUGGAAUUCACAAGACAGAUGGUUUACAGGCUCGAAAAUUCCGCCGGUACGGAAAAUUACGGAAAACAGGUAUCGGCGCUUUUGGACGACACUGUGGAGUCUCCGGAUUUUGACUUAAAGUUACCGCCGAUCGACAAUUGCGCACCAAAUUUCGGAAAAGCUAACGACGUUUCCUACCCUCUGUGGUACAAGGAUCCCAACAAGAUGCCACAAAUUUCGUCCGAGCAAUUUCGAGAAUUGAAGGUGAGGUACCAAGAAGUGAAUAAAAAGAGAUUUGAAAACCCGGAAGUUCGAAAUUACGACUCUAGUUCGGAAACGAAAUCUGAAGUCGAAUCAACCGAAGCUGAAAACGACUCUUCCGACGAUGAAAACAAUUCUAGCAACAAUUCUUAUAGCACAGAUAUGAUGGAAAACAAAGAAUUAAAAAGAUCCCUCGAAGAUCUCGUUGAAGAUUCAAUUUCAAAAACGAACUGCACCUCUAUCUCAUCUUCGCCAAGUACGUGCGAAACGGAAACCGACGAAGAAGUAAAGGAAGAAGAUUCGAUCAGCUGGGAAACAUCCGACGACGAAGAUUCCAAAGUCAAACCCAAGGUCUCCCGUGCGAUUCCCACCGCAAAAUUGAACAAGGAAUUAAUCGCCCGUUCCAGGAUCCCCGUCAAACUUUGACGACCGAUUUUCCAGCCCAAAUAUUUCGGGAUGAAUAAUUUCGACUCUUCAAAUUCUUGAAUUGUAAAACAGAAAUUAUCCUCCGCAUCGCGAUCGCGUCGAAAUUCAACAUCAAAUACGUCAAUACCAACUAUUCUUUCGACGCCGAUCGGACCCCAAGGGGUCGUAGAAGCGGUCGAACAAGAUUUCAGCCGAUGACGCGACGACGACCUGCAGUUCGACUCGGCCCGGACGUUUGACGGCGUUUUUAAUCAGAUGUAACAGCUGAUAUUUUCAAAUAAUCUUUCUCAGCUACUGCAGAAGAUAUUAAAGUUACGGUAUAUUAAAUACCCGCGGGCCGUUGAACGCCUCCAAUUAAUUCACCUCUCGAAUAAUAAUUGAAAUAACGAACGCUCCGCAGCUAUUUCGCAUUAAUUAAGAUCAACUGUUAAUUCUUCGUAUGUGCUGUACCAUGUUACGUAUACAGAUAUGGGUGAGUAUGGACGAACAACAUUGAUUUUCGGUUCUCCAUUUCGCGUCCAUGAUAUAAUUCGUUGAAAUAUACUUGGCGCUUGUACUCUACCGAGUCUAUUAAUAAAUGCAACAAAAACUGUUUCCUAAUUUUUCCGACCGCUAUGUUUUCAGUCUUUUUCGAUUUUUCUUUUUUCUGCUAUACGAUGGUGUCAGCCACCUGUACAAAUUGUAAAUCUAC
Messenger RNA from Athalia rosae (coleseed sawfly), 2355 nucleotides. RefSeq lists its product as uncharacterized. The transcript has 4 exons. NCBI's taxonomy places the organism in Eukaryota, Metazoa, Arthropoda, Insecta, Hymenoptera, Athaliidae. The coding region runs from base 606 to 1664 and encodes 352 amino acids. The record is from RefSeq and is a predicted model, not a curated record.